Engraulis encrasicolus (European anchovy) is the source of this 1647-nucleotide messenger RNA. It is a transcript of the gene dnajc17, whose product is annotated as DnaJ (Hsp40) homolog, subfamily C, member 17. Gene Ontology annotation, molecular function: RNA binding. The transcript is spliced from 11 exons. Gene Ontology annotation, biological process: spliceosomal complex disassembly. The coding region runs from base 114 to 1061 and encodes 315 amino acids. The record is from RefSeq and is a predicted model, not a curated record. Gene Ontology annotation, cellular component: spliceosomal complex. NCBI's taxonomy places the organism in Eukaryota, Metazoa, Chordata, Actinopteri, Clupeiformes, Engraulidae.
UCACAGGAAGUAAGUGACUGUUUCCGAGUUGAAAGGUGAAAAACAAAACGUUGAGGACGCGCUAAUAUUAUUUACCUUUUAUUUACUGGAUAUUGUUAUUACGUAAAUAAAACAUGGCAGCGAGUAAAGCGACUAAAGAGAUUUUGGAAAUGGACCUCUAUGCCCUACUCGGAAUCGAAGAGGCAGCUACUUCGAAAGACAUUAAGAAAGCAUACAGGCAGAAAGCACUGAAAUGCCAUCCGGACAAAAACCCUGACAAUCCCAAAGCAGCUGAACUGUUCCACCAGCUUUCUCAGGCUUUAGAGAUCCUCACAGAUGCUGCAGCUCGCGCUGCCUAUGACAAGGUACGAGCAGCCAAGAGGGCGGCCGAGGAGAGGACACGGAAACUCGACGACAAACGCAAGAAAAUAAAACUCGACUUAGAGGCCCGUGAAAGAGAAGCUGAGGCAGAGAGUACAAGAGAGGUCAAAGUUACACGAACACUUGAAGAGGAGAUUGCGCGGUUGAGAGAGGAGGGUUCCAAACAGCUUGCGGAGGAGCAGAGACUCAUCCAAGAGCAGAUUGACAGACAAAGAGCGGCCAGAUUACAAACAGACAGCUCAUACACAGAUGGCGGUAUCGGAGUCCAUAGAAGUGACGGUACAACGCCCAAACUAAAACUGAAGUGGAAGAGUAAGAAGGAAGAUGAGAAGAAUGGAGGCUAUUCGCAGGAGUUUCUGUUAAGCUUGCUCCAAAAGUAUGGGGAUGUACAGAAUGUCGUCAUGUCAAGCAAGAAGAGAGGAAGUGCUGUUGCGGAGUUUGCAUCCAUUAAAGCUGCGGAGCUGGCGUUCCGGAAUGAGAGUGGGCUGACGGGUAAUCCGCUGAAGAUCUCAUGGCUCGAGGGGCAGCCUGCACCUGCGCCCGAAAACACACACCCCUCUGCAGCCCCCGGUGGUCUGUUUGCACAGGGCUCCCUGACGUCGGGCCGUGACUAUGAGAGUCUGGUGCUGAUGAGGAUGCGGCAGGCGGCCGAGAGGCAGCGGCUCAUCGAGGAGAUGCAGAAGGAGGAUGAGGACGACUGACAAGACAAUAACACUGCAUCCUAUUGGUUUACUCCGAACCAGCAAACCAGUGAUGAGGUGUUUGAUUGGUCCAGGUGUUUUGUCUUUUUUUAUGGGCAUGUAUUCAGGAUGUGGCACACUACUACCAGACAGGGAGAGGGUGCAAGUAUUUCCUUCAAACUCGCCUCCUUUCUUUUCUCCUCUCUCCUUUUUGCAGACUUGGAUGAAGUCGCUUUUAUACUUGACAAUCAUUGAAUAUUUAAACUAUACAGUAAACUUGAUAUAUCUGGAAAAGAAGCCAAACCUUCAUGAAGAAAUUCGUUGAUGUUUCAAAGUUGGUUCAACAACAAGGGUUAUCUUUGAGAUAGAUCACGACUGUGUUUUAAAUGUCAAGUUGAAUGUCCAAUAUAAAACGGAUUUUUACUCAAGUCGACAACGAGAACAGAGUUUCGAGGAAUUUCUUGCACCCGAUAUGGGACACUCGGCCUCAAAUGGCUUUAGUUUCAUAAAGCCUUGCUGCUUAGUGCCAUGAAUUUUAAGUUUGUAUUUUUUUUAUCUGUAAUUUAAUUUUGUGUGGGGGGGCUGGAAUAAAUUGUGUGUAUGUUUU